Messenger RNA from Coregonus clupeaformis (lake whitefish), 4342 nucleotides. Its product is annotated as EMILIN-2-like. The record is from RefSeq and is a predicted model, not a curated record. The transcript has 8 exons. Gene Ontology annotation, molecular function: protein binding. Lineage: Eukaryota; Metazoa; Chordata; Actinopteri; Salmoniformes; Salmonidae. The coding region runs from base 329 to 3631 and encodes 1100 amino acids.
CACUAAAGUUGCAUGCAUGCGGUCAACCACAUUCAGUACUUGUUCAAGAAAGCAGGAAACAUGAUCUCAGAAGAAACUAAAGCAGAUCAGUGAGGAAACUACGAAACGGGAUAUAAUCGCUGCUCGACUGGGAGCGCAUUUUUCUCUCUGGGAGUGAGGAGCGCUGGCAGAGGGAGGGGAGCGCUGUACCGCAAACGUCACGUCACAGGCUGCUAUACCCUGGAAGAAAGUUUGCAUUAUCAGCCUUUCGAGCUACUGCUAGGAGAGGGACCAAAACGUCUAACCUCAAUGCUUACAUUUGUCUACUUAUUUUUUUCGUUGUAUUAAAAUGAAGUGCCUUCCCACCGGAUUCGUCCUAAAAAGUGCCUUAUUCCCCUUAUUGCUCACCUUUCCAUUGAUCUAUGGAACGCCGUCCGGGUAUAACAUGUUCCAGGGAAGCGCAUACUCUGGCUCAGAACAACGACAGAGGAAUAAAAACUGGUGUGCAUACGUUGUGUACAAGAACGUGAGUUAUGCGGUCGUGGGUGGCACGGAGAGCUUUGUGCAGCCGGAGUCUGCGCGGUGCCGGAUGCAUCAGCCCAACUGCGCGCAACAAGUGAUGUAUCGGACCCAAUUCCGCCCCAUGUAUAAGGUUGGCUAUAAGCUGGUGACAGAGCUGGAGUGGAGGUGCUGUCCAGGGUACCAGGGUCAUGACUGCAAAGACCUGAAAGGUAUCCCGUCCCGUCAGACAGUCCUGGGGCCUCGGCCCAACCUGCUGCCUGCCCCUGGACACAUCCCAGAGACACAGGGUCCGGGGCAGCAGGCGUGGGGUCAGAGUGGCCACCCCUGGGGGGCAGAGGGGCAGCCAGGAGGUCAGGCAGGCCAGGGGGGGGCGAGGGGCCAGGUGGCGAGCCAGGGAGAGAGUCAAACGACACAGCAGCUGGAGGAGGAGGUGCAGCGUCUGUCCCAGCAGGUCCUGGACAUGCAGGCAGCCAUGACCACCCUGUCUGCCAACCUGAGGGUGGACCUGCAGGAGGACGCCAGCAAGAUGCUGGUCACGCUGCUCAACAACCUGCGGCAGCCGGAAAGCGUGCGUGGCGAGCAGCAGAGCAUGCUUCUGCAGGGCCUCUCCCUGGAAAAGGAGUACAACACGGUGGACAUGGACGAGUUCACAAACAAGAUCAACAACCUCACCGACACCCUCAACACCAAGAGCAACGCCCUGGAUGACCUCCAGGCCAGGGUCAACCACCAUGACGGACAGCUACGCCUGCUAAUGGAGGCCACCCAGGCCCCUCCGGCCACCCAGGCCCCUCCAGCUCCGCCGGCCAAUGACGCGGCCCUGUGCGCCUACGUGGAUGCAAAGUUCCACGCCCUGAGGGACGAGAUGAUGGAGGGCAUGGAGAUCAAGAUGUCGGACCUGAAGAACUCGUGUGACUAUAAGAUGCUGUCAGUGCAGGAGCAGUCUGAGUUCCAGGAGAACAGCUACCUCAGCCUGACCGAGCUCCUCGAGUCCAAGGAGAUGGACCUCCGCAAGGAGAUCCAGGACCUCAAGAACCAGCUGCCUGGUCUGCUUAGGAGAGACGGAACCCCACCAGGGGUGCAGGAGCUGCGGAAGGAGCUGUUCCGGGUCUCUGAAGCCCAGCUGAGCCUCCAGUCCAGCCUAGAGAAGAAGCCUGAGCCUGAUCCACUCCUGCCCCGUGUGGAAGAGCUGGAGGCCCAUCUAAACAUGACGGAGAGGAGCGUGGUGGUGCACAGCCUCUUCCUAGAGGAGAAGCUGAGGAGAGAGGGGGCAGAGGGGGCUGCAAACCUGAAGAAGGCCAUUGAGGACAGGAUGAGCUCCAUGGAGUACCGGGUUACCAGUCUACUGGUGGAGAUAAGCAGCCCCCUAUCUGGGGCUCAGGCUGGGCUGGUGGCACUGCAGAGUGAGGUGACCUCUCACAAGACCAGCGUUCAGGCUCUGGAGGACAGAUUCAAUGCCCUUGACCAGCUGUGCUCUACAGAGUGCAAGUCUGACCAACUGGCCAUAGAGCGCAUUCAAGAUAACCUCCAGGUCUACAGAACCAGCCUAGACACCAUGCAGUCUAGCAUGAAAGGCCACUCAGCUAGUCUUGGAGACAUGGAGGAGUUUGUCCAAGGGCAGCUCCUGAACCAUACCGCCAGUCUUACAGAUAUGCAGGAAGAGCUAUGGGCUCUGAAAGGACAUAUGGGGGGACAUGAGGGCUUUCUGUCGGCCCUGAGGCUCUCUCUCAGCCAGCAGUCCCUGGAGCUCAAAGGGCAGCUUCUGAACCACAGUGCCAGUCUUGCAGGUGUGGAGGAAGCGCUAGGAGCUCUCAGUGGGCGUAUGGAAGUGCAGGAGGGCUCUCUGUCAGACUUGGGUGUCUCUCACAGUGCUAAUCUUAAAGAUGUGCAGGGGGAGCUGGGAGCUCUCAGCGAGCGUGUUGGAGGACAGGAGGGCUCUCUAUCGGCCAUGGGUGUCUCUCUCAGCCGGCAGUCCCUGGAGCUCCAGCAACUGAACACCUGUUGCCAGAGCAGCGUGGGGCCGGCCCAGGAUGCCAGGGACCUGUUGGAGCUCCACCUGGCCCAGAGAGAGGAGCUGAGGGCUCGGCUGGAGGAACUGGGACGGGAGGUGAGGGCCGAGGCAGACCACUGCAGGAACAGGACCGAGGGUGUAGCCCUGGACGUUACCACCGUAGAUGGCCGGGUUGCCAGCUUGGAGAACAUAUGCGGCAGGCUGGAAGCCGUCUCCAGCAGCCUGCACAGGAUCAAGGAGGGGCUGAACAAGCACAUGACCGGCCUGUGGAACAGCGUCAGCGAGAUCAACGGCACCCUGCAAGCCCACGCCAAGGACAUUGGAGGACUGAAGGGAACAUACCAGAACCUCCAGGUCCACUUCUCAGGCAUCACCCAGGGCCUGCAUCAUCUAACUACCAGUCCUGAGAACACUGGUGUUCAUGGUGGUGUGGUGUCUGGUAAUCCCACUGAGACUAAGCCUGUCCCUCAGAGCCCUGUCCUGCCCGUUGGGCCAAUACCAGAUGGGGCCCUACCACCACAUAUGAUGGAGACCUGGGAGGCAGGAGCCCCCGGAAUCAUGAUCUCUUCCAAACCGCCCAAGGGGGCCGACGGCAGCAUGACCUCCCUCAAGGGCUUCGCUGGAGCACCAGCUUCCCCACCCUCUACAGGGUCUUUAAAGCCUAAUAUACCAGUGAUUUCUGGUGAGCGGGUGUCCUUCUCGGCUGGUCUCAACCUCCUGCCCUUCCCUGGGGAGGUGGGCAUCAUCCGCUUCAACAAGGUGUUGGUGAACGAUGGGGGACACUACGACCCUCACACAGGCAUCUUCAAUGUUCCCAUGGAGGGCCGUUACCUGCUGAGUGCUGUGCUGACAGCCCAGAGAGGUGCCAGGGUGGAGGCAGUGCUCUCUGUGUCCAACCACAGCAUCCAGAGGCUGGAUACGGCCGGUUACCUUCCUGCUAUUGGUGGUGGAGGCUGUGACUGCGGAGGCUCUGCCUCCCUGAGCCUGGUUCUCACUCUGAAGCGUGGGGACAAGGCAGGUUUAGUCAUGACCGCAGGCAAACUUGCCAUCUCAGAGAACACAGAGGUCCUCUCGACGUUUAGCGCCGUGCUUCUCUACCCCACCCUCUCAAAAAGAUAGCCCCAUGUCAUAGACAAAGUUAUCCCCUAAAAAAGAGAACCCCACCAAAGAAAAUGCCUUAUAAAACUCCAACCUUAAAACAACACCAGUUCUACUUUAGAUGUAGUAUGCCCAACAUAGCAUACUUUAGAUGUGGGUAUGCCUUACAGGUAUUUUAGUAAAACAAGUAGAUUAACUCAUGAUAGUACUUUAAAGCAAUCUUAUGACAGAGCUUUCAUACAAAAAUAAAAAUGUUUAUCAAAUAUUUGAUCAUAAGAUCCUUAUGGAGGGAACGGGGCAGGCUGCUGCCAUUUAUGGAGUAUCAAUAUUUAGUGAUUAUAUUCUAAAUGGGACGUUUUUUACAUGUUUGAAUGUAUGCUUGUGUUGAUGUGUGUGUUCAAUUUGUUUACAUUUGUUGUACCGUUUAUUUUAAACCUGUGUAAUUUUUGGUAUUUGCAAAUUACUAUUUUAUGUGAGGACAAUCAAUUGUACAUAGUGUUGUUAGAGGAACUACUGUUAAACAAAUAAGAUGGUCAUUUUUCUACUUGACAAGGGAUGCAGAACUUUAAAACAAGGACAGUUGUUUUGAAAGGUCUUUGUAUUUCACCUCCUCCCAAUGAGUCACAAUGUUCUUUAGGACCAAUGCCUGAAAAUGACAUGUUUUGGUGCCUUUUCUUGAAUCAGAGGACUUCAAUUCUGCCCCUGGGACCAGUACUAAAAGCUUUGUCUUUA